AUGGGGAAGACGGUAGAUGGAGGAGCUCGGUCGUGGACUGGUGACAACGCCAUCAAGCGAAUGUCCCCCUUCAAUGUAGUCCCACUAGCUGUCGCUCUCUGUCGGUCGGACCCACGAUGUUUGGCCAACGCGGCCGACCUCAAAGAAAUGCAGCAGAUGAGUCGCCACGGUGGCGACGUCGGCGAUGAAGGCAGAAUGGGAUCGGCAGAGGACCGCAUCAUCAACAUGCUACUGCACAAGACGCCUCUGUCUCCGUGGAGCGAGGAGCAGGAGGAUGCGGCGGCAGGACGCGUGAUGCAUAGCUAGUGAUGUUACGGGAAAGGUCAGUCGCCCGCGUGCGCACACUAUACGGCACCUCUACUAGAAGAACAGAGACGACCCGCGAGGGAGAAUUCUGGUUUCAGUCUGUACAAAAAAAAUCUCCUGAUAUUUCUUAUAUAUAUAUAUAUAUAUAUACGCGCGUGU
Messenger RNA from Priapulus caudatus, 465 nucleotides. RefSeq lists its product as uncharacterized. Bases 1 to 306 code for a protein of 101 amino acids. NCBI's taxonomy places the organism in Eukaryota, Metazoa, Priapulida, Priapulimorpha, Priapulimorphida, Priapulidae. The record is from RefSeq and is a predicted model, not a curated record. The transcript has 3 exons.